AUGACAUAUCAUGUCUUUAUAGAGCCCCGUGAAUGUUUCGUAGCACAUAUUGCCGCCUCGAAAGUACUUCUAGAGAACUUAUACGCCGCGGCAUGGCUCGGACAUAGUUUCGAAAAUGUAUGGCCGACGCUACCGCGCAUUCUCGAAGCGGGAAAACGGUGGCCAAGAUCUGAAGAACCGGACGAGACGGUCCCUGAAAUCUGA
This is a messenger RNA of Sclerotinia borealis F-4128, 204 nucleotides long. The record is from the annotation of a GenBank genome assembly. Lineage: Eukaryota; Fungi; Ascomycota; Leotiomycetes; Helotiales; Sclerotiniaceae.